AUGCUCAACUAUUUAUGGCUAUUAUUACCUUACUUUUUAAUAAUAAAUGGAAGUUUUGUUGUUGAAAAUUUUCCUCAAGAUAAUAAAGAAAUAUUUUCUGUAUAUAGAGUGACACCAAAAAAAAUAGAAGAAUUGGAGAUAUUACGACAAUUAGAAGCUAAUAAUUCCAGAAAUGGUUUUGAUUUUUGGGUUGAACCAAGAAGGAUAAAUUAUUUUUGUGAUAUUAUGACACAUCCCACAAAUCAAGAAGAUCUCAUUUCUACAUUACAAAGGCAUAAUAUAUCGUAUAGAUUAAUGAUUAAAGAUGUACAAGAGUUAAUAAUAAGAAAUGAAAGACAAAAACGAGCUAAAAAUAAAGAUAAUAAAAAGUAUAGUGAUAAAAAGAUUAAAAUGGAUUUUAAUAAUCAUUCUAAAUUUUUUCAAAGAUUUGAAGAUGAUGUUAGUGAUAAUAAUCAAAGAAGAAAAAUUCUUGAAAAUGUAGGUGAAUUAUUGGCAAAAUAUCCUUUUGGUGAGUAUACUAGUUACUCAGCAAUGAUUAAAUACAUGAGAACUGUUGAAUUUUAUUAUCCACAUAUUGUUAAAUUAAUUAGAAUUGGUAAAAGUCAUGAAGAUCGACCAUUAGAAGGUUUAAAAAUAGGUAUUGAAAGGAGUGAUAAAAGAAAAAAACGUGCUUUUUGGAUUGAUGGUAAUAUUCAUGCUAGAGAAUGGGCUAGUAGUCAUACAGCAUUAUUUAUAAUUAAUCAACUUGUUUCUGGUUAUGGAAAAGAUAAAUUUAUAACACAUUUUUUAAAAUAUUAUGAUAUUUUUAUUUUACCAAUGUUAAAUCCUGAUGGUUAUGAAUAUUCAAGAAGUAGUACACAUCCAGAAGUUAGAUUAUGGAGAAAAAAUCGUUCACCAAGAAAAUGUGCUCCUGGUUAUUGGGGUGGUAUAAAAUGUUGUAUGGGAACAGAUUUAAAUAGAAAUUUUGAUUUUUACUGGAGUGAAACUGGUUCAAGUGACAAUCCUUGUAGUAAUCAAUAUCAUGGUUCUGGUCCUUUAAGUGAACCAGAAGCUAGAGCUGUUAGUGAUUUUUUAACAUCAGAAGAAAUGUUUGAUAGAUUAGAUGGUUUUAUAACAUUACAUACAUAUGCUCAACUUUGGAUUCAUCCAUAUUCACAUGAAUAUGAAAAUUAUCCAACAGAUGUCAGGGAUAUUUCACGUGUUGCUUUAAAAGCAAUAAAUCGUUUACGUGCUAUUUAUGGCACAGAUUAUAAUUAUGGAACUGGUGCAGAUUUAUUAUCACCUGCUUCUGGUGGAUCUGAUGAUUGGGCAAAAAGUACAUUACAAGUAAAAUAUGUUUAUUUAAUAGAAUUAAGGCCAGAAAUGGAAUUGUCAGGUGGUUUUAUAUUAGAUAAAGAUGAAUUAAUACCAACAGGAGUUGAGACAUUUGAAGCUAUCAAAGUAGUAAUGGAAGCAUGUUUAGCUAAAAAUAAAUUUCCAACAAAAGCUGAUGAUCUUGUUUUGGAGGAUGCCAAAACACAACAAAAUAUUUUUGGAGCAUUUUUUGGAAAAGAUACAAAUAUUGGUAUGUUUUCAAAUUUAAAUUCACAAACAACACCUUCACCUUUUGGUAUGGAUAAAGUUAUUGUUUCAAGAGGAACAACUGUUACUACUACAACUACAACUACUACUACAACUGUAAAACCUACAACUAUUAACAAUAUAUUUAGAAAUGUUAAUGAAAAAAUUGUUAAAAUAGAAAUACCUCAAACUUCAACUUUCUCAACAACAACUAAAAAAUUCCAAACAACAAUUAAGAAUGAAGUUAAUACAACUCCAGAAAUACUAACUAAUAAAAGUAAUGGUAUCUUAUCUGAAAAGUUAUUCCGUAAACAACUUUUGCGUCUUGAAGCAGAAGGAAAAUUAUCAGAAAAAAGUUCUCCCAAACAAAAAGAAUAUGAAGAUAUAGAGAUACCUAAACAUGUAAUAACAACUUCACCACUUAACAUAAAAUCACAAAUUAUAACAAAAACAAAUAUGUUACAAAUUCAACCAAUCUAUCAUAAUCAUGAUUUUGUAAAAAAAAAUGAAGUAUGUGAAGAUAAUCAACGUUCAUGUAAACUUUGGAUAAAAGCACGCCCAACCGUUUGUCAAGAUCAUAAACGUUUCAUGGAAAUACAAUGUCCAUUAUCAUGUUCAUUUUGUACUUCUUAA
Strongyloides ratti is the source of this 2193-nucleotide messenger RNA. RefSeq names its product Peptidase M14, carboxypeptidase A domain and Proteinase inhibitor, carboxypeptidase propeptide domain and ShKT domain and Proteinase inhibitor, propeptide domain-containing protein. NCBI's taxonomy places the organism in Eukaryota, Metazoa, Nematoda, Chromadorea, Rhabditida, Strongyloididae. The coding region runs from base 1 to 2193 and encodes 730 amino acids. Gene Ontology annotation, biological process: proteolysis. The transcript is spliced from 6 exons. Gene Ontology annotation, molecular function: metallocarboxypeptidase activity; zinc ion binding. The record is from RefSeq and is a predicted model, not a curated record.